Messenger RNA from Achroia grisella, 1480 nucleotides. Its product is annotated as endoribonuclease CG2145-like. Gene Ontology annotation, molecular function: RNA endonuclease activity. NCBI's taxonomy places the organism in Eukaryota, Metazoa, Arthropoda, Insecta, Lepidoptera, Pyralidae. Bases 78 to 1130 code for a protein of 350 amino acids. The record is from RefSeq and is a predicted model, not a curated record. The transcript has 6 exons.
CGAUUUACUCGGCGCGGGCACAGAUCACUAGUGCGCCGUGUUUCCAUCUGAAGUAACGUAUCAAAACAUAGUGUAAGAUGAGAUUAACGUUGAUUUUUCUAUUAACUAUAGCAGUGUGUCGUGCUGAUGACAUAACACACGCGGCGGGGCAAAUAUUCAACAGUAUCCUACCAAAUCUUAUUUCCAAUUCAGUGACAGGACAGCAAGGAAACACAGGCUCUAACACUCUACAGCAAAUCGGUACAGUAGUGGGCGGUGUUGUUGAUUAUGCAAAGAAGAAGAGUUACGAAGACUUGUUGAAACAAGUGCAAGACUCCACCACCGACGAUGACCUGCUCCGAGUUGGUGAGGAGAUGUUCAACUCGGACGUCAAUAACGCGAUCAACUACAUUGAAGUUAAUGUGCAAGGCAAAACUAGUGCCAUGUCCAAGAAUGACCAGGCGCAAAAUAAUCUCUUGAACGUACCAGACAACGUGUGGAAUGGACCAACAAUCAGACCUUUUGUGGCACUAUUUGACAAUUACCACAAAAAUGUGAUCAGACCCGAAUUCGUCACACCUAAUGAAGAAUCGGAGCAGACUACCUUCAUAAAUACUAUACUAGCCACAGGCCCUAUUAGGAGUCUCAUGGCCCACUUAGUUAAUAAAGGUCUGACACAGUUGAACGAAUACAACGAACAAGUGGAGCUGUUCAGGAAAAUCUGGUUCACCAAGUACGCCCGCCACUGGACCGGUGUAUGCAAGUGCAGCUGUGCCUUCGAGAACGUAUUUAUGGCUGAAUUAAAGUCUGAUCAAGUGCUGGGUCUACAUAGCUGGCUGUUCUUCGCUAAACGUGAGUUAGACCACAAAGCAAACUACCUUGGAUAUAUAGACAAGCUUGAUCUCGCUGGCAAAGGGUUGAUAUUAAAACAACACUCGAUCCUAAGUGAAACUAAGGAUGCCCCAGAGGUGAACAUGUUCGUUGGCACCUCACCGGAGCUGGAGACGGCGUUGUACACACUAUGCUUCAUGGCACGACCUGACCGCCCAUGCAAAUUACGUUACAAUAAUAUCAACUUCAUCAUACAAACCAAGACUAUCAGGGCGGACAACGUUCCGUUGAUUGAUACAGCAUAUCCAGUGUUUGGUUAAUGUUUAAUGUAUUGAUUCAAUGAUGUUGAAGUUUAUGGAGUAACUGUGUUAGGAUAAAAUAGAAUAUUCUAGAAUUUAUUUCUUUUCUUAUUAAAUUGCUUAGGAUAUCUACUGCUUUACGAAUGAAACAAUUCACUAAGCGGUUUAGCACAUUAUUCAUCAUCCUUACCCAUAAUAAAGCUGGUAUAAGUUUUAUAUUUGUUUUGUAACAAAGUUUACUUAAUGUAAAAAUAGAAAUAUUGGACAUAAAAAGUUAUAGAUAUCUUGUUUUAUUAAAUUUAAAUAAUAGGUCAAUCAAUUUACAGGGGCUACAGCAUAAUUUAAGUAAUUAACAUUUACUAUUAUGAAAA